AUGUUUUCUAGAGUCAUAAACAAGCACUGUUGUCGAGGCUUAACGUUUCGUCGGUUUUAUGUAAACGGUAGUACUCCUCCACUGCAUUUUGGUAACCCAAACUAUACACCUCCAACCUACAAUGAAACCGUAUCACCACCACAACCAAUAAACCCAGCAAAUACGCCUCCAAAUAGCCAGGUUCCUCCACCAUUUCAUGAUUCUGCUACCAAAAACCACAGAUCUAUGAAAGACUUCACUUCCUUCUUAGCCAUGUGUGCAUUAGCGUAUUUUGCCAUAGACAAUUAUAUCAACAGAAUCAAGCUAGAGAAACUUAAUAUCGAAACCACGGCUAUCAAUCUCAAAACCCUACAAGCCCAGCAGGCCAAUUUUUUAAAUGCUAGGAAAAAAAGAGAUCUCCAGAUCUUACAGGAAAGAAAGGACCAGGAUAAGAGAAAUUUCAAAAUGGGCUUACAUAUAGCCUUCUUAAGGAAGCAAUUGGUCGAUUUGGGUGUCGAUCCUGUAGAUAUAGAAACGGCCGUCAAAGAAUUCGAAAAGAGUGUUCGGGCUGAUAAUUCAAUAAAGAACGUUAGUGGUCAAUCAUUGUGGCUAGACGACAAAUCUCGUAUGUAUUCAUUUAUUCAGUACUCAAGAAAGCAUUUCUUACUAACAUCUUCUAGCCUUGAAAUUAUAUUUGCCAGAUGCUCAUGA
Debaryomyces fabryi is the source of this 690-nucleotide messenger RNA. RefSeq lists its product as uncharacterized. The transcript has a single exon. The record is from RefSeq and is a predicted model, not a curated record. The coding region runs from base 1 to 690 and encodes 229 amino acids. NCBI's taxonomy places the organism in Eukaryota, Fungi, Ascomycota, Pichiomycetes, Serinales, Debaryomycetaceae.